Molecule: messenger RNA, 4187 nt
Organism: Malaya genurostris
Lineage: Eukaryota; Metazoa; Arthropoda; Insecta; Diptera; Culicidae
Product: ATP-binding cassette sub-family G member 1
Exons: 12
Coding region: 1892-3697 (601 amino acids)
Cellular component (GO): plasma membrane
Molecular function (GO): ATP binding; ABC-type transporter activity; ATP hydrolysis activity
Source: RefSeq, a predicted model, not a curated record
UAUAAGUAAAAAUAUAGAGAAAAUAAUAAAUGAUUUUUCAAAAGUGUUAGACCCUAACUAAAUAUUAAAAAAACGUGAUUAAUCCACCUAGCAGUGAGAUGGUACCUUUUUUUUUAUCAAUCCGCAUGUGUUUUUUGCAUGUAUAUUCUUCGGUGUUUUAGUUCUCAUGACAUUAUUUUAAUGACCGUUAUUUCAAGCGGCAAUUUAAAGUUCUAUUCAUUCGUUACCCUGUAAUGUCGAAACUGCAAAUCGUAUCGAAUUUCAAUCUUAACGUGUGACAAUCGAUUGAACAUUCCAUGAGAUGUCGAAGUAAGUUCCACUUUAGAGUUUUUCGUCAUUAUUUAUGGUACUUCCAGAGCCAGUAUUCAGGAACUAGCAUAACCCAAAAUGAUUCGAAUGGCCGCCAAACAAUUUACAUCUUCUAUAUCGGUAUGAAUUUUUAAAACUCAUCAUCUGUAAUUCCAGAAUCGGAUAAAAUUCACUAAUUUUGUAUGGGACCUUUAGUAUUUUAAUUUGAAUUUUUGUUUUUGAAGUUCGAUUUGGCCUUUUUGAAAAAAUGAUUGAGCUUUGAGAAACGAUUCGAUACUGGAACCGGAGUUCUAAAAUCGGUGUAGCCGAAAUCAGUUAAAUUCACCUGAGUGUGUAGACAUCUUUGAGAAAUUGUAGUGCGAAAUAAAUUUUUGGGUACCUCUCGAAUCGAAAACUGAAUCCCGCUUAAACUGAAAUAAAUUUAUUUCGCAAUCGACUAUCCAAAUCAGCAAACCCGAUAAACCUGAUUAAUUUAUGUGAAAUGGACAUUUUUAUACUAAUCACCCUGUAUCUCCUAAACCAGAAAUCGGAUCUGACUAAAUUUUAUAGGAUUUUAAGACCUCUCAUUUGAAUCAUAGAUGAUUCUUAGAUUUAAUUUGAAUCUUAGAUCGGUUCAGCCAUCUACGAGAAAAAUGAAUUGCAUUAUUUUAAUUUCGUUUCAUAUAUCAUCCUGUGGUUCCGCAAUCAGUAGUCGGAUCUAAACGUAAUUCAGGAAUCUUGUUUGGGAGUAUACUACUUUUCAUAUGAAUCUGAGUUUGUAGUAAACAGUUUAGCCAUCUCCGAGAAAAUUAAGUGAAAUUAUUUGUCACACACGCAUUUGCUGAUCUCGACGAACUGAGUCGCAUGGUAUAUGGAAGUUAUGUUUUUCCAGCUUUUAUUGCUGUAAGUAGUAAAUUAUAUUAUGGAAUUGCUUUCAACUCGAAAAUGCUGAUAUCAUCUGGUUUACACAUGCCAUAUUCGAACGAUUAUGUUGCCAAAAACGAACCGUUCUAAAAUCGGUCCAAGGCAAAUUGUCAUGAAAAAGGAUACUGUACACAGUCUUUUUGAUUGGUAUCUACCAGAGCUCUCGGUUGUACGAUCGUCUAAUUAGCUGCUGAGAACGAUUAGCACCUUUCAACUAAGCAUUUUCCGCGAGUUUUCUAGUUUGUGUAAUACUAUAACCGGAUUGUAGUUUUCUCGCAUCUUCAUUGUCGUUUGAAAAAAAAAAGCCUGUCAUUUUGCAUUUUAUGCCCCGUACAUUCCAAGGCCUGGUAAAAAUCAUGAACCCGACACCUCAGUAAAGCUUUAAUUGGAGGAUAAAGAUCACACGGCAGUUACGCGACAAAUUCCUAUCCAUGGCAAUUGUAGUGCUCUGCUAGGUUACCCGUGGAUAGCUUUUGUCAUCGGAAGUUAAUUGCGUUAGACGGGCAGCAGUUUGAGAUUUGCCACGUGCCGGUCCACCGCUCCGCACCGCCGGUUACUUUGUAGUGCUGUAGUAAGUUUGUGGGUUGUGCGAUUUGUAGUGUAGAUUUUGCGCUGUCGAGUAUCGAUCGGUGUAGCGCAGGUUUGAUAGUGUUAAACGUUGAAAGACCCAAGCCCAAUCAUGGAUAUUACUUUUGACAACAUACGCUAUACCGUUUCGAUGGGGAAAAAAGAAAAGAAGUCCGUUCUCAAAGGCGUUACCGGAAAAUUCAACUCAGGCGAACUGACGGCGAUAAUGGGUCCUUCCGGGGCCGGUAAAUCUUCGCUAUUGAAUAUUCUCACCGGAUACACAAAAACUGGCGUCAAAGGGUCACUCAACAUCGGCAACACCGUCGAGGGCAAUAAAUUGUGCAGCUAUAUCCUGCAGGAGGAUAAUCUCCAUCCGUUCUUCACUGUCCAUGAGAUAAUGACCAUGGCGUGUGAUUUGAAAAUAUCGUCACGAUGCUUGAAACAAGACGACAAACUGCGAUUGAUUGACAACAUCCUCGAUACUUUGCAUCUCAAGUUUACAAAACAGACACGCUGCGGAAAUCUCUCCGGCGGACAGAAGAAACGCCUAUCAAUCGCGUUGGAGCUUAUCGAUAAUCCGCCGGUUCUUUUCCUGGAUGAGCCAACAACUGGUCUGGACAGCUCUUCCUCGCUAUACACCAUCAAACUGCUGCAAAGGUUGGCACGUGAAGGUCGUACAAUCGUUUGCACCAUCCAUCAGCCAUCUGCCACGGUGUACGAGAUGUUCGAUCAUGUGUACGUGCUUGCCGAAGGGAACUGCGUCUAUCAAGGUUCGGCAUUCAAUACCGUCCCAUAUCUACGCUCCGUCGGUCUUCAGUGUCCCCAGUACCACAACGCCGCCGACUACUUGCUGGAGGUAGCGAACAAAGAGUAUGGCAAUUUCAUUAACGCACUGGCGAAAGCGGCCAUCGAGUGUCACUGGCGGAAGCCGGAACCGUGUAUCGCCGCGCCAACCUCACCGCUCUACCUGUCAUACGAUAAAAAUCACAACGGAGCUCCGGUGUACAACAGCACCGUGAUCAGCAGCGUCGGGGAUGAUUUCUGCAGCAAACAAUUCCCGCAGCACCGGUUACGAAAGCCGAACGAAUUUGCCAAACUGUUGAUUCUUAUGAGGCGAUGCAACGUUCAGCUCUACCGCGAUUGGACAGUGACUCAUUUGAAGCUAUUCUUUCACGUAGUUUGUGCCGUCGUGGUUGGGCUGCUGUUUGGCGACUCCGGUAUCAACGGCACGAAAAGUGUGUCCAACGUCGCCUCUUUCCUGGUUCACAUUUUGUAUCUGUGGUACACAACUCUGAUGCCAGGGGUACUGAAAUUUCCGUCCGAAAUGAAGAUUUUACGUAAAGAAUCGUUCAAUAAUUGGUACAAAAUUAGAACAUACUUUAUAGCAACUAUGCUUACGAGUCUCCCUGUGCAGAUCUUUUUCUCUAUCGUGUACAGUACGAUAGUAUUCACGCUUACUUCACAGCCGCUGGAAUCCGACCGGUUUUUGAUGUUCCUGGCGGUGCUGAUACUAACCACAAUCGUUGCCGACGGAUAUGGCAUCUUUCUGGGAACAUUCCUUAAUCAAAUUAACGGGACAUUCAUCGGUGCUAUCACGACCUGCUACAAGCUGGUAUUUUGCGGUUUUCUUAUCAUGUUCAGUCACAUGUCAGAGCUGAUGAAAGCUUUUAGCUAUUUGUCAACAUUGCGGUACGGACUGGAGGGACUGGUACUGGCGAUGUACGACAAUGGCCGUUCCAACAUGGUCUGCCCGGAGGAGGAAUUGUACUGUCAUUACGUAAAGGCAUCAACGAUCCUGAAGGACCUCGGAAUGACCCCGGAAAAUUAUUUCUUCAAUAUCGUGAUGCUGAUGGUACAGUUUGUAGCUAUAAAGCUGAUCGGGUAUUGGUCGCUGCAAAAGAAACUGAGCUGCGGUUGAAUACUGGUGCCAUGGCAACUUUCUUCAGGUCCUAAUGGAGGUUUUUUGCCAAAUAUCAUCCUUGCCACAAGAAAAAAAAACAAACACUAGCUUUAGUGAAGAAAUAUUAGAUGUACAACGAUGCGUUGUGGUUUAGGUUGUAACAAUUUACACUUUCUACGAGGUAUUUAGAUGAAUACUUAUGCUUAGUGAAUAUCACACACGAAAAUAUAGCAUGAAAAUCGUGAACCGCAAAAACAAAGUAAACAAAUGUGAUGCACGAUUUUGAAGCCAAACGUUUUUACUAUUAACAAUAAUGUAUCGAACACGAAUUUAACGACACUUUGAAAUUAACAGUACAAGCUAUAAAAUUGUGACGAAGGAAAACAAGUGCACUUACCUAUUUUUAGUAAAUUAUGAUUAGUUUUAAAUUGAAAAUGUGAUAAUUGCAGUCGAAUGUACUUCAAGUAUACAUGUACAAGUCUAAUAAAAGUUUAUGGGACAAUUUGAA